This is a messenger RNA of Dromaius novaehollandiae (emu), 5331 nucleotides long. RefSeq names its product solute carrier family 35 member A3 (gene SLC35A3). The transcript has 9 exons. Lineage: Eukaryota; Metazoa; Chordata; Aves; Casuariiformes; Dromaiidae. Gene Ontology annotation, molecular function: UDP-galactose transmembrane transporter activity. The coding region runs from base 16 to 1473 and encodes 485 amino acids. The record is from RefSeq and is a predicted model, not a curated record. Gene Ontology annotation, cellular component: Golgi membrane. Gene Ontology annotation, biological process: pyrimidine nucleotide-sugar transmembrane transport.
GCCCCGCUGUUCCCCAUGGCGCCGCCCCCGCCCGCUCGGGGGGCCGCGGCGGGCGUGCUGCGCGCCGCGGCCCUGGGAACGGAACGGGCGGGGCUACGGCUGCAGCCGGAGCUUUUGCGGGACGGGACCGCGGCACCCGGAAACACCGGGUGGCUGAGGCGAGCCGAGCCGAGCCGAACCGGCGGCGAGGGGCGAGCUGGGCCGCGGCCCAGGCCCUGCAGUAUAAAUGGAGAAAUUGGAAAUACUGCCUCAACAAAACCUUCACUUGAAAAUAAAACUUUAAUUGUUCAGUUUCUGCUAGAAGAGAAAGGAAAAACUUUGCUACAGGAUUUGCUUUUAAUAACACUUCUGAAGAAGAAUAUAAGCACUGAGAAAAAAACCAUAGCUUCUUUUUACAUAGUGUACUUAAUAUGCAUUGUAAAGUAUCCAGCAAGGAGAAUGACUAACAGACUGAAGAACAAAAGAAAGAGCAAGGAAAGCAAAAAUCAAGAAAUGUCUACCAACUUAAAAUACCUUUCCUUGGGCAUCCUGGUUUUUCAGACCACAAGUUUAGUCUUGACCAUGCGUUAUUCUCGGACACUGAAAGAAGAAGGACCUCGCUACUUGUCCUCCACCGCAGUAGUUAUUGCUGAACUUCUGAAGAUUCUGACCUGUGUUCUAUUGGUCUACAAAGACAGUAAGUGCAAUUUACGGACUCUGAACAGAGUGCUGCAUGAUGAAAUCCUUAACAAGCCCAUGGAAACUCUCAAACUUGCUAUUCCAUCAGGAAUUUACACUCUUCAGAAUAACUUGCUCUAUGUAGCAUUGUCAAACCUAGAUGCAGCCACAUAUCAGGUUACUUAUCAACUGAAAAUUCUUACCACAGCAUUGUUUUCUGUGUCCAUGUUAAGCAAGAAACUGGGUGUAUACCAAUGGCUUUCAUUAGUAAUCUUGAUGACAGGAGUGGCAUUUGUGCAGUGGCCUUCAGACUCUCAAGCAACAGCUGCUAAGGAACAUUCAGCGGGAUCUCAGUUUGUAGGCCUGAUGGCAGUUCUUAUAGCAUGCUUUUCUAGUGGAUUUGCUGGGGUUUAUUUUGAGAAAAUUUUAAAGGAAACUAAACAGUCUGUGUGGAUCAGAAACAUUCAGCUUGGAUUUUUUGGUAGCAUAUUUGGAUUGAUGGGUGUAUAUAUUUAUGAUGGAGAACAACUGUCAAAGAAUGGAUUUUUUCAAGGAUAUAAUAAACUCACAUGGAUAGUUGUCAUUCUACAGGCACUUGGAGGCCUUGUGAUUGCUGCUGUUAUAAAAUAUGCAGACAACAUUUUAAAGGGGUUUGCAACAUCUCUCUCUAUUAUACUGUCAACACUGAUUUCCUAUUUCUGGCUACAAGAUUUUGUCCCUACAAGUGUCUUUUUCUUCGGAGCCAUUCUUGUAAUAGCAGCUACUUUCCUAUAUGGUUAUGAUCCAAAGCCUGCAGGAAAUCCCAUUAAGGCAUAGCAGACUUCCUUACAAGCCUGCUUCUCGAGAUCAUGUGUUGGGUGCCUCGCUGACGGUGGUGUGUGGGAGAUGGUAUUGUGCACUGGAGGGAAUGGAUUACCACGCUGAAUCUAAUGAAGAAGUGGUUAUGAGUAGUCUGGAACAAUCGGAGGAGUUAAAGAUGGAUGAUGAGACUGUACGUAACUGAUUGAAAAAAAUGGCAGGGGAAGGCCCAGUGCAACUCGCUAAUAAAAACUUGAAGGGAACGAGAAGUUUCCAAGAAACUGCAAUUGGGAAUGUUUACAGCUUCAACCUGGGAUUGCAUCAAAAGAAUUUACUGUUUUGACUGCUGCAGAAAUGUCCUAUGCACUCUUUGAAAGAGCACAUGACAACAUUGUCAGAUUGUAUGUUUUUGCAAUUCGACUAUUUAAGAUUAGUAAAUACAUUUUUAACUGUUUCUUUACAUGAAAUCAACUGAAUACACAUCAUAGUUCUAAAGUGAUGGUUCUAAUUAGAUAUUCCUUAUUAAAACUGUGAAAAUUGAAGUAUGAUUGAAAGGACCUUUUCACAAUUAUCAAAUAUUUUUAUAUUUUUAGAAGGCUGAUUAAUAACAGAAAUCUGUAUUCUGUUGCAUACAUAAAACUAUUGUGAGAAUGUUAACAUUCUCACAGUAGAAGGAGACUACACAAAGGGAGAAAUUCAGAGUGAAAGCUAGAAAUCUGUGACAAUACUCCACCCUUCCUCAGUACGGCCGUUAGUGUUCCCAAGGUCCCAGUAACCCUGUGAACACAGGCCAGAGGUUACUGCAGUGGCCUCGCACUAUGGUUAGGGCUGGGCUGGAGUGCUUGCUCAGAUGCACUGUUCAUUCCUUUAUUUUUGUUGAUUAUAAAUCAGCUCGUUGGUAGAACCUUUGAAGUAGUUUUUAUGCUUUAAAUAUCCUCUGGCGAUUUUUUUAACUACAAUUUAAAAAAAGGCCCGUAAUAAAUAUUUUAAAUGCAUUACUGUUGUCUGUAACAGCUCCAUAUGGAGCCAUUAUGAUAUAUCGUCUGUGUGCUGUACUGUAUUUUAUUACAGAGGGUUUUUGUUUUUAAAGCAUUGUUUACUCAUGAACUCUCCAAGGCUGUUUCAGUACAUUUGUACGUAAUGGCUUAAUUAGAGUCCUUGAGCCAACAGACCAACAUGGGUUCUCUAGAGCUAUUGAGUCUAGUGGUGGAAUUACUUUAAUGGAAAAGUAAUUUAUUGUGCAAUAGGUUAAUAUAAAAGCAUGCUCUCCUUUUGUUUUGAACUAAAAAAAAAGAAACCCAAAACCUAGAACCAAUCAGGCUGUUACGAACACUUUGCUUGUUGAAGUAUUUACAUAUAGCUGGUUGAGCCAGAAGCGUGCACACAAAAAAAAGGGCAGAACUAAUGAACAAAAAAAGCUGUCUUAAUCAUUUGUUUUCGGGAGGCCUUUUCACAACGGGUAUUAAGGUAAAGUGACUUCUCAUCCAUGUGUUACACUUGUAAAGGUAUAAAUUUAUACAAAAAGAUAUCAACAGUCCCUUAACUGUAGAAUGACAGGUGGUGAAAAUGUUUAAUUCCUUUUUUUUUCCUCUUCAUGCUCUUUCUCACUUCUUUCUUAUGCUAAUGAAAACAUUGUGAUGAGAGAUGUUUUUAAAAGUUUAUCAAAGUACCUCAUCCAGCUUUACAGAACGUCUUAGUAAUGGAUUGACAAGAGAGGAUUCCAUAAAAGUGCUGAGACUCUUUUAAUGAAGUAUUGUAAAUGCAAAAGGAAAAAUUCCACUUAUAUCAGCAAAGUAAGAAUGCUGCUUUCUUCUGUUGGUGCUAACGUGUUAUCAACUUUUUGUUUGUAGUACUGGAGUUAAAAAAAAAAAAAAAAAAAAAAAAAAAAACAGUUUUCAGAGUUAUGCCAAGGAUUUGUUAAGCUUUCUGAACUGUAAAUCGACCCUGGCAUGCCAUAGUUGUAGAAGCUAUGCUAAUAAGUGGGCAGAAUUCUCCCAAAUUACAUUAAAUAGACAUUCUACUUUAAAUCUUUCACCUAUAACACUCGGUGUGGCAAAAUCUAUCACAAAUUACAUAUAGUCACUUUACUGAAAUACAGUAUGAGGCAAAAUGCAUGCAUGCAAUAGUGGCGUACAGUGUUACUACACAAAAAGCUUAGUGUAGGAAGGGCAGAAUGCAUCAUUCUCUGAAAUGAUUUGAGAAGUGUUGGUAAUCAUAUUAUCUGAAUUGGAGUUUGGGCUGAACAGUAAUACCUGUUUCAUGAGUCACAGUAGUGGAAAUGUUCAGGUGAUACUUGGUUGGUUACUUGGGAAAUUUUUUUAUUUAAAAAAAUAGAGAAAGAGAGGAGCAGGUUGAGAACACUUUAAAAGCAGUUGCACAGUAAGGAAGCAAAUGGGUUAAAAUCACCACACUGCUGGAGUGCUGUUAAAUAUAACCCAGUUUGAAUAUGCACCAAUGUACUUAAGCAUCAAUUUAAAGGAAACAACAGAAAUAUGUUCUCUUUUGCCUUUGAAUAGAGUAAGUAAUUUCAUGGCUUUGGAAAACAAUAUACCUACUGUACUAAGGAACAGUAAAUCUUGUCUUUAGAGCAGUGACUCCUCCACUUUCUCAAUUACAAUUUCAUUAAAUUUUCCAGUAGAGGUGUGGAUGCCUUUAAACACUUUAUAUGCAUUGUUGCCCUGAAGGACGUAUGAAUUUGCAUUAUUUUAGUUGCCUCUCCUUAGCCCAUUAUAAAUACAUUAAGGCCCUUCAGGUUGAAAAGCAAUGCUCUAGAAAGAGGGAAGCCUGUAUAUGCUUUCUGGGAAGAGAAAGGAUUUGAGGAGAAUUUCCUGAUCUCAUAAACCUCCUGACCUUUGCAGUCUGAGAGCCUAUGUACAUUUUCUCAUAGGGAUACCUUCACAUUGGGGGGGGGGGGGGGGGGGGGGAGGAAGACAGUUUUAAUUCUACCACUCAUUAACUAAUCAAAGAUGUAUAAUUAGUACAAAACAUUUGGAAACGGAAGAUAGUGUGCUUUGAGUUUGCUGUAAAAGCAAUCUGUAGGAGUCAUAACUUUUCAAAAUUAAACCUAGCUUUCUGAACUACUUUUCUGAAAGAAAAAAAAGACCACGGUUUUGUUAGUUUAGUUGUAUAUUCAGGGGGCUAACCUAUACUUAUCAUAAUUUUAUUUAAAUAUUUAUAAAGUUAUAGCAAGGUAUUUAUUUGCAAUAACUUGGUUUUUUUGUUUGUUUGUUUGUUUGUUUUUAAGACUUGCAUAAUGGGAGUACUGGUAUUUAUUGAACUAUUUGGUAGUUUUACCUGAGAAUCUCUGGGAUGCCUGGUAAAUGUUCAAACAACAGUAAGCUGUCAGACCUAUGUUGAAAGCAAAAUAAAUCAGCAAUUCAGUGGUGAAAAAAUCUUGAGUGUAAUAAAGUAAGGUAAACAUUGUAUUUUUGUGCUAUCUACAAGUGCCCAUUAUUUUUUUUUUCCUCGAAGAAUUCAGGUAAAUAUAUAGUUCUAUUAAACUUCUUUGUUGUAGGCAAAUUGACACAGCUCCUCCUUUUUUGUUUGCUUUAAUAACGAUGGGUAGAUUAAAGUUCUAGUUCCUACUUCUACAAAGUAAUGUCUGUUUUUACUGUAACUUUCUAAAAACACUGCUUUAUUUUUCCUCAAGAAAUUGAUAUUAUUUUGGUAGCAUAUGCUUGUGUUUCAGUUAUGUCUACAGUCCUCUCAUUGAUUUUUAGGAAUAUAUACUUGUUUUGUCUUCCUAACUUAUUUUUAUGGCUGUAAUUCAAAAGAAUGUAAUGGAUUUUGUUAAACUGUUUCAAAAUUGAUAAAUUUCUUAUGUUCUUCGUUGUCUGUAACUUUCAUCUUAUAAUAUAUUUCCUUAUCAGCCCUUCA